AAUAAGAAGAAACAAAUAUUUUGCUAAUAAAUUGCAUAAUUUAUUUUUGUUAUUAUGAUUAAAAAGGUGUAUUUUAUUAUGUUAAUAAUUUGUGUUAAAAAAUUUAAGAUAAUCUGAUAAUAGUAAUAAUUUUUCUGUGUUUCAAAACGUUAUUAGUUAUGGAAUUUAUUUUUGUAUUGAAGUCCUUCCUAUAUUAGAUAAAGUUGUGCAGUGGUUAAAAUGUAGUUUUGUUUUGAAAAAAGUUAUUACGAAAAGCGUUUGGAAAAGCAAAAAAAACUAAUCAUACAAUCUUAAUACUUAGUAGAAUAUUAUAGUAAAACAAUUAAAAAAUGUCUGGUUACAAAUGUGUUAAUUACUACGAUUUGUGUCGUCUAUGCACAACAAGUAGUGGAUCGAGAAUAAAUAUAUUUUCGGAAGAAGGUAGAAAAAAAAAUAUGUCACAAAAAAUUUCAGAAUGUUUGCCAGUAGUGGUAGAUGAAAAAGAUAAUUUGCCAAAAAUUAUAUGUGAAACCUGUAUAGCACAAGUGGAAUCAAUAUCUGAAUUUCGUACCGUUUGUUUAAAUUCCCAAGCAAUGUUAGAAGGUUGUAUUAACACGGCCACCUUACAGAAUGGCGGCAAAAUUUAUAUAAAAGAAGGCGGAAUGACAUUGAAAAACAUAUCAGUAACAUCUACCAAUACUGUAACUAAUCAAACUGGCACAAUUAAUCAGACAAACUCAGAUUUCUUGAGUUCAAUUAUCCAAGCAGUGGGCAUCCAAAAUGAGGAUAUUCAAGAUACAAAACCAUCAACGCUUCCACAAUACACCAUAACGUUAGAUGGAAAAACCUUGUCAAAUGAAAUUGAAUACAAGGUUCAAGAAGUCCCAAUUACAAAUGUUCAACCUCAACAAACUCAACAACAACAAGCAACAGAUAAUUCAGAAAAAUUUUUUAAAAACAAUUCACUGGCUGAAUUUUUAAAAAUGAAACCCAAUAUCCGGGUCACACCCGUGAAAAAGAAACAACAGGUUCAAUUGCAACAAACUUCUGUACCAGCAGCAAAGUAUCCGAAAUUGGAGAUACAGCAUACAGAGGCUCAGCAAGUAGCUGUACAAACUGAUGUAGUGAAAAAGACUAAUACUGUUAUGAAAACAAAAAAGCAAAAAUACAAUUUAAUAUUAACUUCACCAACAUCUAAACAACAACAAACCGCACCACAGAUUAUUACGCAACAGCAAAUUGUUCCAACCCAGCAAGUUCAACAAUUACAUUUUAAUCCACAAAAUACAACGGCACUAGUGCCAACAUCUACGGUGCAGUCGACUAUUCCCACUAAAUCCUUAGCAGUCCCAGAUUGGAAGCUAGUUUCAGCUCCAAGUUCAAAGUGUUUUUUACCUUUAACCAUUAAGGAUAGUAGUAAUAACGAUCAACAAAUUGUGGCUCAAAUUGAUACAAAAAAUUUAAUUUUGCCAGCGACAUAUCAACUGCAAAUGAAGCUCCAACCUCAGUUAACCAUUGAUGGGCAACAGAUAGUGCAAUUAGCUCCCGCAGCCAUACCUGCAACUAUUUCUUUAGCACCAUCUCAAUCAGUAACACAGACAUUUCAAGACCAUCAAAUUGUGUCAUCAACCGGGAUCGAUGCUGCAACAUCUACUAGUGAAUCUGAAAUAAUGUUAAAUGCAAACCAAAUAACAAAUAAUCAACAACAAAAUUUAAAUAUGCAAUCUUCAAAUAUAAAUUUGCAACAAAUUCAGUCAAUACAAAAUGCAGCGGUGUCUUUACCACAAUUACAAAUAAAAAAUAUUGCGGGAACGGCUGCAUUAACGAAUAACGUUAACCAGCAGGUCACCCCACAAAAAUUAUUCAAUAAUAGUAUUACAAUCCACCGCAUAACAAACGCAGCUACUACACUACAGCAAAAUAAAACACAACAACAACAAUCACUUCAGCAAAACCAGAUACAGCCCAUUCAACAAAAGCAAGUUCAACAACAAUGCUCUCAGCAAAAACAAGUGCAGCAACAAUGCGUUCAACAAAAACCUGUUCAACAACAAUGCGUUCAACAAAAGCAAGUUCAACAGCAAUGUAUCCAACAAAAGCAAGUUCAACAACAAUGUAUUCAACAAAAACAGCCCGUUCAGCAGCAGUCUUCUCAAAAUCAGGUCAGUCAGUCAACGACACAAGUUCAGUAUUUAACCACCUCUGGAUCCACCAAGCUGAAACCAGUAAAGCUUAUCCGCACCACAAAGUUGACACCUGCUCAGGCAAAGCAGGUAGCCGCUCAGCAAAUUGCAAAUAAAAAAGUUACUCUAGUAAGUAAUCAAACUAUUCAAAAAUUGCAGCAAAAUACAAUAACAACUCAGAAAUUACCAGUUCGACGACCUCAGCCUACAAAUAUAACUCAACCCCCAUCAUUAGCAACGCUUACAGUAACACAACGACAACAAGAACAAUCACAGCAUAUACUACUGAAACAACCCCCCCAACAGCAACACCAAUCACAGAAUCAACAGCAAUUACAACAACAGCAAGUACAACAGCAGCAACCACAACAACAGCAAUCUUUACCAGUACAAAGACAAAAUAAUGUUGUAAAAAAAACAUUACCAGUUAAAACUUCAAAUCCAGCGCUUGCUCAUACAACUCCAUCAGCAGCUGCAGCUUUAGCGACUGUUAACCCCGUAACCAAUUUACUUGAAUGUUCCGUUUGUUCUCGAGGGUUUAAGAAAAAAGAACACCUUGCUCAACAUAUGAAAUUGCACGCAGGAUUACGACCUUUUAAGUGUAGUGAACCUGGGUGUACGAAGGCAUUUAGUAGAAAAGAACAUUUGAUGCGGCAUAUUGUGUCACAUACUGGUAAAAAAAUGUUUUGUUGUGAUAUGUGUCAAAAAUUCUUCUCCCGUAAGGAUAAUUUAAAUAAACACAAAAGAACACAUUCCGAACAAUCUUCAAACUCGAGGAACCAAUUUGUAUGUAAUGUAUGUUAUAAAAGUUUUGUUGUGAAGAUGUAUUAUCUUCAACACAAAUUAUUACAUGUAAAUAAUGAACAACAACAGACAGAUGGUAAUUCAAAGUUCGAGCAAAAGAAUGAAGACACCACAACAACAAAUUCGGGAACAAUAACAACAAAUUCUGAUAAAUUUAAUGUAAAUACUACAACCCAAAUAAAUAAUAAUACUGGAGAAUUAAAUAGUCAAAUAAAAUUAGAAACACGACAGGAACUUCAACAAAAGAAUCAACCUCAAUUGGUUCAAUUACAGUUACCAGUAGCAACUUCAAAUGAUUUUAACGGUGGCACGAUAACAAUUAGUCAAGCUGAUGGUACUACAACAACAGUUUUGAAAACACUAGCUAAUCAUGAUGCAACAGUUUUAAAUUUACCAACAAGUUUAGCAAAUUACAUGCAAUUAAACUCGGCUCAAUUUAUAACAACAUCGGGUGAAAUAGUGGGGCACAUCAAAAUUGAGAAAUAGCUUUGUGUUUUAGAAUCAAAAUAUUGUAAUAUAUAAUUAUCGGAAACUUUUUUAAUAUUUAAAUUAUAAAUAUUAAUUUCGCUGAUUUUAUUAUAUAUAUAUUUUUUAAUAAUUUUUAUAAUUUAUUUAUUUAUUUUACUUUUAAUUUCUUUUUCUGUCACUUUUUUAAUUGGCCAAAAACUUGUAGUCAAACUAUUUUAACUUGUGUUUUAAAUUUUUCAAAUUCAUUCAAAAGAAAUUUGUUUGAAACUGAACUUGUUUUUAACCUAUAUAUUAAUAUUUUCUCGUUUACAACUUAGUGAUUUUCUUUUUUUUUAUUACUUAAAGUUUUUUUAAAUGAUGAAAAAAAAGUCUACAAAAAUGUGGUACCUACUGUUCUAUUUAUAUUCAUUCGUUGUGAAAAACGACCUUAAAUGUUGAAAAACGCUUUAGAAAACAGAAAAGCAUUCUACAAUAUCAUGUACAUAUUUUUAAGCAAAAAAGAUAAAACUUAAAAAAUCAUAAACUAGUCGAAAAGUUGAAAUAAAAGUUAGUAUACAUAUUAUGUAAGUUACAUUUUAAUUUUAAAAGUAGAAUUGCAAAAUAAUUUUUAAAUUUCUUACUUUUUUUUAAGUUUCUAAUAAAAUCAGUGUUAUUAAA
Condylostylus longicornis is the source of this 4091-nucleotide messenger RNA. It is a transcript of the gene pad, whose product is annotated as putative mediator of RNA polymerase II transcription subunit 12. The transcript has 8 exons. Gene Ontology annotation, cellular component: nucleus. Bases 330 to 3452 code for a protein of 1040 amino acids. Gene Ontology annotation, biological process: regulation of transcription by RNA polymerase II. Gene Ontology annotation, molecular function: RNA polymerase II cis-regulatory region sequence-specific DNA binding; DNA-binding transcription factor activity, RNA polymerase II-specific; zinc ion binding. The record is from RefSeq and is a predicted model, not a curated record. NCBI's taxonomy places the organism in Eukaryota, Metazoa, Arthropoda, Insecta, Diptera, Dolichopodidae.